GAGACACAAACCCGUAAGUCAGCAAAUCGGCCUGUUGUUGUUUGGAGAGAGCGCUCAGAUCGGAUGUGUUCGAAAGAGUGAGACUCUCUGAACACCAAAUAGAAACCAACAAGAACAAGAAAGAAAACCCCUUUUCUCGUCUUCUCCAUCUUCGUUUGCAGUGCUCUGUCUGUAAGGGAAGAGCACAUCGUAGGUUUAAGAGUUCUUAGUUUUCACUCGUGAUGGCUCAAAAGCCCGAGGAGCUGUUGAAGGAGCUCGGAUCGAAGCUCGACCCACCUCCUUCGUCUAAAGAUUCAUUGCUCAAACUCUUUAAGGAAGCUGCUGUUCAUCUCUCUGAGUUGGAGCAGUCUCCACCAGCAGCAGUACUGAAGUCCAUCCAGCCUUUUCUUGAUGCUGUUAUUAAACCUGAAAUUCUCAGGCAUCAAGACAAGGAUGUCAAGCUUCUUGUUGCAAGCUGCGUUUCUGAGAUAACUCGUAUCACAGCACCUGAAGCGCCUUACAGUGAUGAUAUUAUGAGGGAUAUUUUUCAACUGAUUGUGAGUGCCUUUUCUGGGUUGGAUGAUGUCGGUGGACCAUCAUUUGGAAGGAGGGUUGUCAUCUUAGAAACGGUUGCAAAGUACAGGUCAUGUGUAGUGAUGUUGGAUCUGGAGUGCGAUGAUCUGGUGAAAGAAGUCUUUACUACAUUUCUUGAUGUUGCUAGAGAUGACCACCCGGAGGUUGUUCUCUCAUCAAUGCAAAGUAUAAUGAUUGUUCUCUUAGAAGAGAGUGAAGAUAUACAGGAGCAGCUGUUACUAAUCCUACUCUCUAAGUUCGGCAGAAAUAGAAGUGACGUUGGAGAUGCUGCUAGGAGACUUGCUAUGAAAGUCAUAGAGCAGUGUGCGCAAAAAGUUGAAUCUGACAUAAAGCAGUUCCUUAUCUCUUCAGUUUCUGGAGACAGCCGAUUUUCCAGCAGUCAAAUUGACUACCAUGAGGUUAUCUAUGAUUUGUACCGCUGUGCUCCGCAGACCCUAUCUGGAAUUGCACCAUAUCUCACUGGAGAGCUUUUGGCUGACAACUUGGACACUCGCUUGAAAGCGGUUGGAUUGGUUGGAGAGUUGUUUUCCUUGCCUGGACGUGUCAUAUCCGAAGAGUUCAGUUCAAUCUUUUUAGAGUUUCUGAAGAGGCUGACUGAUAGAGUUAUUGAAGUUAGAAUGGUCAUCCUUGACCAUAUUAAAAAUUGCUUGCUCUCUGAUCCUUCAAGAGCUGAGGCUUCUCAAAUUAUAUCUGCUCUUCGUGACCGGCUCCUGGAUUAUGAUGAAAAUAUCCGCAAACAAGUUGUUUCUGUUAUCUGUGAUGUGGCUGUGAGUGAACUGGCGUCGAUUCCAAUUGAUACCAUAAAGCUAGUCGCUGAACGGCUUCGAGACAAAGCUAUGCUCGUUAAAACAUACACAAUGGAAAGGUUGUCUGAACUGUUCCGGGUAUAUUGCCUACGGUGUACUGAAGGGAAGGCAGGCACUGGCGACUUUGAUUGGAUUCCUGGCAAAAUUUUGAGAUGUCUUUACGACAAAGAUUUCAGAUCAGAUACGAUUGAACAUAUUUUAUGCAGAUCACUGUUUCCAAGUGAUUUCUCUGUUAAAGAUAAAGUUAAGCAUUGGAUAGAAAUCUUUUCCGGGUUUGAAAGUGCGGAAACAAAAGCUUUUGAGAAAAUACUGGAGCAAAGACAAAGGGUGCAACAAGAAAUGCAAAAAUAUUUGUCAUUAAAGCAACAGAGUGCUGACUCUCCUGAGAUGCAGAAAAAGAUCCUAUUUGGAUUCAGAGUUAUGUCACGUGCAUUUUCUGAUCCCGCAAAGACCGAGCAGAACUUUUUGAUUCUUGAUCAACUGAAAGAUGCUAAUAUCUGGAAGAUUUUGAAUAAUCUGGUUGAUCCCAACACUAGCAUAAUGCAAGCGUCCAAGAUUCGGGAUGAUAUGCUAAAAAUACUUUCUGAAAAGCAUUCUCUCUAUGAAUUUCUCGGCACUCUCUCCAUAAAAUGUUCUUAUCUGCUAUUCAGCAAAGAAUAUGUGAAAGAGAUAUUAGCGGAAGUCUCUGCGAGAAAAGCUUCUAAAACUAGUUCAGGAAUUCAAUCUUGCAUGGACUUCUUAGGGCUUCUCGCAAGUUUCUGCCCAUCACUGUUUGACGGGGCUGAAGAAGAACUGAUAGGUUUCCUUAAAGAUGAUGAUGAAAUUAUAAAGGAAGGUACUCUAAAAAUUCUGGCAAAGGCAGGUGGUACUAUUCGGGAGAAUCUCAUUGUUUCAGCGAGUUCUGUGGACCUGUUACUCGAGAGGAUGUGUGUAGAAGGUAAUCGGAAGAAGGCUAAGUAUGCUGUGCAUGCACUAGCAUCAAUUACAAAGGAUGAUGGCUUGAAGUCGCUCUCUGUUCUAUACAAGGGUCUUGUGGACAUGCUGGAUGACAAGAGACAUCAGCCAGCCGUUCUUCAGAGUCUUGGAUGCAUAGCUCAGAUUGCGAUGCCGGUCUUUGAGACUAGAGAAACCGAAGUCGUUGAGUUUAUUAGAGACAAGAUCCUCAAAAGCGAAAGUAUAGCUGCAGACGAAGAUAAGUUAUCCUGGGAUGACAAAAGUGAGAUGUGUCAACUUAAGAUUUAUGGGAUCAAGACGUUGGUUAAGAGUUACUUGCCUUUCAACGAUGCUCACCUACGUACUGGUGUUGAUGACCUUCUUGAAUUACUAAAAAACAUUCUUUCCUUUGGGGAAGUAUCUGAAGAUAUAGAAUCAAGUUCUGUUGACAAGGCCCAUUUGAAACUUGCUGCUGCAAAGGCAGUCCUUCGCCUUUCUAGGCACUGGGACGAUAAAAUCCCGGUUGAUAUCUUCCACUUAACACUAAAUACCCCUGAGAUAUCAUUUCCUAUGGCUAAGAAAAUAUUUCUAGGGAAAGUUCACCAGUAUAUAAAGGAUCGGGUUUUGGAGACAAAGUAUGCAUGUUCAUUCUUAUUUGAUAUCACUGGAUCAAAUGUUCUUGUAUCAGAGGAGGAAAAGCAGAACCUAGCUGAUAUAAUACAACAUUCUUACCAAACAAAAGUGAGGAAAGUCUCUGCGCAGACUGAUGCAAAUUCAGUUUCUCCCUACCCUCAGCAUAUCCUUCCUUAUCUAGUUCACGCACUUGCACAUCUUUCUUGUCCUGACGUCGAGAAAUCCAAGGAUGUGGAGGAAUAUGAACUGAUUUAUCGACAAUUACACUUGAUCAUUUCAAUGUUACUCCAUAAAGAGGAAGAUGGGAAGGCUGAAGAUAGGGACAAGGAACAUGAGUGCGUUCCCACCAUUAUCUCCAUCUUUCGUAGUAUAAAACAGUCAGAAGAUGUCACUGAUGCAUCAAAGUCAAAGAACUCACAUGCCAUCUGCGAGCUUGGGCUGUCAAUAAUUAAACAUUUAACUCAGAAAGAGCUCGAUCUACAAGGGGAAUUCACGCCAGUAUCACUGCCUCCAACGCUGUAUAAACCUUGUGAAAAAAAUGAAGGUGACAAGUCUCAGGUUGGUGAAGAGCAAUUGUGGCUAGCUGAUGAAACCGUCUUGGCACACUUCAGUUCUCUUAUGUUGGAGAGUCAUGCUGAUAUAUCUGAGAUACCCCCAACGACAGAGAUUGAGGUUAUGGAUAAUGAAGAUAGUGAUGGGAAUGAACUUCCUCUGGGUAAAAUUGUAGAGCGUUUGAGAGCUCAGAGCAGAAAGGGGAAAAAGAACAAAUCUGUUCCAGCUGAGGAUGAUGAGAAUGGUAAAAAGGAGGAUGUGGAUGUUUUGAAAAUGGUGAGGGAGAUAAAUCUGGAUCACUUAAAGCUGGAUAAAUUUGAAUCCAGUAAUGGACAUACACAUUCCCCUGUCGAGAAAGCGGACACAUCUCAUAGUGAUCAGAAGGCUAACAAAAGGAGUGCUGGUAAUGCAACGUCAGUAGUUUCAGUCCCUAAACGCCGAAGAUCAUCUUCGGGACAUAGUCCUUUCAAGUUCUCAAGUAGUGAUCCACUGAAAGCUUCUAAAAAAGAGUUGCUUGAAGAGAGAGACAUGGACGCAAAUAUCUCCUCGGACUCGGACAAGGGAAAAAGCAGAUCUUCCCGAAAAAGAAAGAAAAGCUUCUCAGCAAAAUUAAAGAACUCAGAAUCUGACCCGGAAAAUCAAAGCGAAGAUGGCAACUGCAGUGAGAAGAGUAAGUCAGCAGAAAAUGGUGACAAAUUGAAGUCUGCUUCUGGAUCAAUAAAGCGGAAAAGAAAGAGCAUCGCAGGACCGACUAAGUGCUCCACAGCAGAAAAGAAAAUGGUUACUGAUGAACUCAUCGGUUGCAGAAUAGAUGUUUGGUGGCCUAUGGAUAAACGGUUUUAUGAAGGCACAGUGAAAUCAUAUGAUUCCACGAAAAAGAAACAUGUGAUACUUUAUGAGGAUGGAGAUGUCGAAGUACUUCGCCUAGAUAAAGAACAUUGGGAGCUCAUAGAGACGAAGCCCGCUAAGAAGUCCAGUGCAUCAAAGCGAAGUUCUAAUAAAAAAGGAUCUUCGGAGAGUAAGCGUAAGAGUAGAUCUGGCUUACAAAGGAAGGAAGACCCAAUUCCUACUACGCCAAAAGGGAAAAGAACUCCAAAGAAAAACAUAAAACGCAAGGACCCGGAAGGCACAGCAAAUAGUCUCUCAUUAGAAGAUGAGAAACCAAAGCUGAGAACCAAGAAAAACCGAGCUUCUGGAGUCGUGGAAGUUGCUGAAAAAGCAAGUGAAGAGAAAAUGGAAUCAUCCACAGAGCAGAUGGGAGAGGACCCGAAAUAUGGUGGGGAGGCCGACGAAGAGAAAUCAGAAUCCGAAGGAAAGUCACGGAAAGAAGGCGAGGAUGAUGAGGAAGCUGAGUUCAAGGAGGCAAACGCAGAGUCGAGUGGGGACUCUGAGGAGAAAGAAACUGCUGUUGAGAACUCAGAUUCUGAGGGGAAACAAGAGGAGAUAGAAGCUGAGGAAGAUGCCGUUGAUGCUGAGGCUUCUGACAAUGAGACUCUGGGAGCGUGGAAAAGUAAAGUGGCCAAGUCAAGCUCGAGAAAAUCAGCAUAGGUGCUGAACGCCAUAAUGUAGAAUAAACACACCAAAGAAGUUGCCGUGUUUGGCCUCAACUAGUAUUGGUGUGUAUUAUCUGUGGUAAAAAAAAGAUGCGAGAUUCAUAGAGUUUAGUGAUACAUAGUUGUUCUAACCACCAUGAUGGAAUGGAUAAUAGGCAACAAGAAGCUCCUCCAUAUGCUUAUUUGCUCAUGUAUUGUAGUUCUCUCUGUGUGUGUUUUAGUUUGUAGGACUGUUUCAUGAUUUUCUUAUGUAAUAGUUUGACAGCUUCUAUUCCCAAACGAUUACUCAAUACUUUGCCACUUUCUUCUACGCUUCUUGUAUGCACAUUAUUGUUGGUCAUAGAUGAUCUUUUAUGCU
This is a messenger RNA of Brassica napus (rape), 5408 nucleotides long. Its product is annotated as sister chromatid cohesion protein PDS5 homolog A-like. NCBI's taxonomy places the organism in Eukaryota, Viridiplantae, Streptophyta, Magnoliopsida, Brassicales, Brassicaceae. Bases 222 to 5045 code for a protein of 1607 amino acids. The record is from RefSeq and is a predicted model, not a curated record. The transcript is spliced from 33 exons. Gene Ontology annotation, cellular component: chromatin; nucleus. Gene Ontology annotation, biological process: DNA repair; mitotic sister chromatid cohesion.